AUUAUUUCUAAACAAUAUGAUUUUUUAUGAAGGUUGUCAUUGUUACAAGGUUUGAUUCUCGCGUUUAAUUAAUCUUAUCCAAAACACCUAACUGCUUUACGGCAAGUCCCCUGUCGUAAACUAAACCCUAUAAUGUACACUUUGACGUGCACUUGACCACAAAGAUACUGUAGAAAAUCUUUGUUUUUUAUCAGAGACAGCUGAUGAAGGAGACGGCGCAUUUACAAUCACUUUUCUAUUAUUUGUCGUAAAAUGUACAUCAUACGGUUGAAGUUUACGACAGGGGGAUUUGCCGUAGAGCAGUUUGGUGCUUUGGAUUAGGCAGCGAAGUUUGGAUCGUUGUUUCUGAACGUGUUCAAUGUGACGGAUUUAAAGCUACGACAAAACAGAGCGUCAUGUCGGUGAGCACCAGGUGAAUCACCGGAUGUGACGAUGUUUUUCCCGCCUGAUCGUGAGUACACUGGAUUUCAGAUGUGUUCCUGUGCAGGUUCCUGGUUCUCUACAGUGUAAGAGCUUCACACUGUGUACGGCCACCAGACGGCGGCAGAGAGCUACACAAGAGUUUCCAACAGAUCAGAUCAAGUGAAUUACACUGAAUUAAAAGAAGAUGCAGAGUUUCAUCCUGUACAGGAGAGAGCCAACCAGCCGGGGGGUGGAGGCGCAGAGGCCUGCACAGGUGGAGGCGAGGCCAACAGCAGAACCUGAGAGAGAGCACUCCAGGGAGUCUGCUCAGCCGGCCGGGGGACUCCAGGUGAAGGUCUACCCGGAGCUGGAACCGCUCUCCUGGAGGUUUCCACAAGCUCCAGUGGAUCAGGUGAAGAAGCCUCCGGUCCGGUUUGAGCGGCGGCGGCCGGAGACGUGGAACCGUGUUGCUGUGAGGUGUGGGGAGAGCGGCCUCCAGGUGGAAGUGAGUCAGGACCUGCUGGGCCUCGGCCGGCUGGUGGAACCGGAGCACAUCACACUCGGUGGUUGUUCAGCCACCGAGGUCGACGACCUGUCCCACGUGAUCGUCUUUGAGUCUGAGCUGCACGGCUGCAACAGCACGCUGGUGAUGACGGAGAACACCUUCAUCUACGCCUUCUCGCUGGUGUACGCCCCCCCAGUGUCGAGCCGGAGCCCCAUCACACGGAGCCAGAGAGCGGCGGUCGGGGUGGAGUGUCACUAUCCGAGGUGAAGCGAGUCUGGAGCCACGAGCUCCGCUGUGGGACGACGUCAUCAGGUUCAUGUUCAACGGUGAAUUAUAAUAAAACAUUUUAAUGUUUCA
Molecule: messenger RNA, 1264 nt
Organism: Seriola aureovittata
Lineage: Eukaryota; Metazoa; Chordata; Actinopteri; Carangiformes; Carangidae
Product: zona pellucida sperm-binding protein 3-like
Exons: 4
Coding region: 608-1174 (188 amino acids)
Biological process (GO): binding of sperm to zona pellucida; positive regulation of acrosome reaction; egg coat formation
Cellular component (GO): extracellular matrix
Molecular function (GO): acrosin binding
Source: RefSeq, a predicted model, not a curated record